Lathyrus oleraceus (garden pea) is the source of this 1193-nucleotide messenger RNA. Its product is annotated as ER lumen protein-retaining receptor A. The coding region runs from base 163 to 810 and encodes 215 amino acids. Gene Ontology annotation, biological process: protein retention in ER lumen. The record is from RefSeq and is a predicted model, not a curated record. Gene Ontology annotation, cellular component: membrane. Gene Ontology annotation, molecular function: ER lumen protein retrieval receptor activity. NCBI's taxonomy places the organism in Eukaryota, Viridiplantae, Streptophyta, Magnoliopsida, Fabales, Fabaceae. The transcript is spliced from 6 exons.
AAAUUAAAUUAAAAAGAAUACAAAAACAGAAAAAUAAAAAUAAAAAUAAAAACUCCGAGAUUCUGCCAGAAAUUUUUCGAUUCCAUUGCGUUCCUUUUCCCCUCUUCGUCUCUCUUUCUAGGUCAAACCCUUUUUCACCAUUGAUCGACGGAACCAUCAACCAUGAAUAUCUUCAGGCUCGCCGGCGAUAUGACUCAUCUCCUCAGCAUUCUCGUUCUCCUUCUCAAAAUCUACGCCACCAAAUCAUGUUCAGGGAUUUCUCGCAAGACUCAAGAGCUAUACGCAAUCGUGUUUUUGGCACGUUAUUUGGAUCUGUUCACGGACUUUAUUUCCGUGUACAAUACCUUUAUGAAGGUGGUGUUCAUUGCUAGCUCCUUAGCCAUUGUUUGGUGCAUGCGUGUUCAUCCUAUGGUCAGGAGAAGUUAUGAUAAGGAGAUUGAUACGUUCCGAUAUUAUUUUCUAAUUGCUGCUAGCUUUGUUUUGGCUCUCGUGUUGCACGAGAAAUUCACCUUUCAAGAGAUCUUCUGGGCAUUUUCAAUAUACUUAGAGGCAGUUGCGAUACUGCCCCAGCUGGUUAUGUUGCAACGAAGUGGGAAUGUUGACAAUUUGACUGGGCAAUAUGUAUUCUUUCUUGGUGCAUAUCGUGGGUUUUACAUUCUCAACUGGAUAUACCGCUAUUUGACUGAGCCACGUUUCACACGAUGGAUAGCUUGUGUCUCAGGCGUUGUUCAGACGGCUUUGUAUGCCGAUUUCUUCUACUAUUAUUUCAUUAGUUGGAAGAACAAUUCUAAACUAAAGUUGCCUGAAUGAAUGAUCUCAAGAUUGUUUUGAAACUUAGACGCUUGUUAGGUGAGUCCCUAUUCUAGAGAUAGGCAAGAUGAGGCCAGCUCUGCCCUAUUCAUAUGCUGGGUAGAUGUUUUUUUUUUGCGGACAAGGGUAAAUGAGUUUCAACUUCUGAUGAAUAUAACUGCCUCAGCAAUGCAAUAUUAGGUUAAAAAUGAAAAUGUUAUAUAUGAUGUUUUAUUUGUAGAUUAAGGUCACCAUUCCAUGGUAUUGUAUAGAUUGAAGUGUAAGGUAGCUGGUUUUGGCUAUAUUGGAUUGAUCCCAUCUUAGGGUAUGAUUACACUGUAAAAAUUAUACAAUUUACUUCUAGUACCUAGCUUGCGAAAUGAAGUCAGAAUGUUCUAUAACUA